This is a messenger RNA of Myodes glareolus (Bank vole), 1381 nucleotides long. It is a transcript of the gene Tldc2, whose product is annotated as TBC/LysM-associated domain containing 2. NCBI's taxonomy places the organism in Eukaryota, Metazoa, Chordata, Mammalia, Rodentia, Cricetidae. The record is from RefSeq and is a predicted model, not a curated record. Gene Ontology annotation, cellular component: nucleus. Gene Ontology annotation, biological process: response to oxidative stress.
ACCAGCCACACAGAGAAGACAGGAGUUGGGACCAGAGUCACCGUGUCCAGACAGCGAGAUAGACAGGUCAUUCUGGGUGUGGCCUUCUCUUUGAGGAAUCAGGGAGACCAGCGGAGGGUCGUCAGGAAUUGUUGGGCAUUUCCUCUCUCAGGGCCAAGGACCGUCCCUGUCCUGGGCUGUGACAGGAGAAUGAAAAGCCGAAGAUGGCGGUACACUCAGCUGCCCACCCAGGUGGAGGACACCCUGUCUGGGGAGGAGGGCGAGGAGGAGGAGGAGGAAGAAAAGAAAGAGGAGGAGGCAGUCCCAGCCCCGGCCCCUCAGGACCCUGUGGAGCCUCAGCUGACAGAAGCCAGCCAGGUCCUGGGCGCCUCAGAGAUUAGGCAGCUCAGUCUCCACUUACCCCCAAGAGUCGCUGGCCGCCCCUGGAGUCUGGUCUUUUGCACAUCAAAGGAUGGCUUCAGUCUGCGGAGGCUGUACCGCCAGAUGGAGGGUCACAGUGGACCAGUCCUGUUGGUGUUGAGAGACCAGGAUGGGCAGAUGUUUGGUGCCUUCUCCUCCUCAGCUAUCCGACUCAGCAAAAGCUUCUACGGUACUGGCGAGACCUUUCUCUUCUCCUUUGCCCCACAACUAAAGGUCUUUAAGUGGACAGGAAGUAACUCUUUCUUCGUGAAAGGAGACCUGGACUCACUGAUGAUGGGCAGUGGAAGUGGCCAGUUUGGGCUGUGGCUGGAUGGAGACUUGUACCGUGGGGGAAGUUACCCCUGUGCCACCUUCAACAAUGAAGUGCUGGCCCGGCAGGAGCAAUUUUGCAUCAAGGAGCUGGAGGCCUGGGUUCUGAGCUGACACCUCCCAGGAUCAGAGAUGCUCAGGUCACUUUUGGAUGCUGCCCAGGUCUUCCUCACACAGGACAGCCAUUCUGCCUGACUCAGGAUGGCGAAGAAUCCUCAUGUGGACUGUGGCUCUCAGCCAGCCUCCUUAUGGCCCGAAAACCCAGGGCAGGAACAGAGGCAGCCACUGUUCUCCAGCAGAGCUGACUGUGAAGGUGUGAAAGACACUCUUGCUGAAGAAGCAGGACAUCUUUCUUUAUAGGAUUUGACAAUUCCUAGAGAACUCAGAAGACCAAAAAACAAACAAAAAAAACCCAUACAAAACAACAACAAAACCCUGCACUGCCACAUUUCCAUAUCCUUCCAAACAAGUCAGGUGUGUACACACGUGCACACACACACACACGUGCACACACACACACACACACACACACACACACACUUCUAUUUUGUAUGUUUUAGAGAUUACUUUUACUUGAAGAAUGCUGUCAAGCCUCAGAAACCUGGGCUCAGCUACUGGAAACUAAUAAAGCGUAGAAGUAUCCAUCAUUUUA